This is a messenger RNA of Penicillium olsonii, 945 nucleotides long. NCBI's taxonomy places the organism in Eukaryota, Fungi, Ascomycota, Eurotiomycetes, Eurotiales, Aspergillaceae. The record is from the annotation of a GenBank genome assembly.
AUGCAGCUCUCUAAACUUCUUGCAGCAGGCCUGGUCACCCUGGCAGCAGCCCACCCAGGCCCUCACCACCAGCCCAGCAAGCGCGAAUUGACCAGACGCCACGAGCUCUCCUCUCGCUGUGCCUCCAACGUCGCUUCAUUCAACUCCAGGCGAGUCAAGCGCAACAUCGCCAAGCGCUUCCCCGGCUCAGCAAACACCACAUACCAAAUCCAAGCCGAGGCCCCAUACUACGAAACCAUACAAAAUGACACCUGCGUGCUCACGCCCGAGGUCACAGAGGGGCCCUACAUCUGGCCCCAAUCCCAGACUCUCCGUCAAGACAUGACGGAAGACCAACCCGGAAUUCCACUGUGGCUGGACGUCGGCGUGUUGGACAUGGAGACCUGCGAGCCUCUCGAGGGCGUGCUCGUUGAUUUCUGGCACUGCAAUGCCACAGGCUCGUACUCUUCGUUCACGGGGUUGUCGCCUAACACUCCCUUUGCCGAACUGCUGGAGGAUCUCAAUGUCACCAUGUCCGGUGAUCUGGACUUGCAUACUGAUGACACCACCUGGCUUCGUGGAAUGUGGCCAACUGACAAGAACGGCAUGAUGGAGAUGAAGACUAUCUUCCCAGGCUUCUAUGUCGAGCGUGCCAUCCAUAUUCAUGUCCAGGUGCACACUGACUGGACCGUCCGUGGUAAUGGCACUAUGGCCUAUGGCGAUACUGUUAGCACUGGUCAGAUCUACUUCGAUGAGCCUCUGUCUCAGAAGAUCAUGGCGCAGGAACCUUAUGUUUCUCACACCCAGAUCAACCGCACUACCAAUGCUGUGGAUAGUGUGUUUGAGGGCGAUACCGACAACGGAUACAACCCCGUUGUCUCUGUCAUUCCGGUCGAUGGCAACGAUGUCACCAAGGGUAUGAUCGGAUAUAUUACAAUUGGUGUUGAUAAGACCAAGGUGGAGUAA